Messenger RNA from Macadamia integrifolia, 2201 nucleotides. Its product is annotated as (R)-mandelonitrile lyase-like. NCBI's taxonomy places the organism in Eukaryota, Viridiplantae, Streptophyta, Magnoliopsida, Proteales, Proteaceae. Gene Ontology annotation, molecular function: flavin adenine dinucleotide binding; oxidoreductase activity, acting on CH-OH group of donors. The transcript has 4 exons. Bases 141 to 1922 code for a protein of 593 amino acids. The record is from RefSeq and is a predicted model, not a curated record.
CAGACAUUCCCACACUCCCAAUUCCCAACCGCCAAAAAUAUCAAAGAUUCCCAUUUUCCGAUGAACACUUCCUUACUUUUUAUCUCUGAUUUUUUUGCUCUCUCUCUCUCUGCACGUAAAUAGCAUUGGUGCUACAGCUUAUGUUUAGUUUAGAUUUUAGAUACAUUCAAGUCUCUCUCUCUCUCUCUGUUAGAUCAUCAGUUCAGUUGCGGUUUCCGCUUCUCCGAGCUUUCAUUGUGACACAUUUUCACUCGACCAUGGGCGAAUUCAACAAACACAUUUUCCCUUCUGUCUCCUUUCUCCUCAUCCUCUUCCCAUGGCUUGUGCUAGCCCAACCAGAACAAGGAUCACCGUACGUUAACUUCGUUCUGAACGCCACAGAAUUGCCGGCGAGAGAAGAAUAUGAUUACAUAAUUGUCGGAGGAGGCACCGCUGGUUGCCCAUUAGCAGCCACAUUGUCUGAGAAAUACAGAGUCUUGUUAUUAGAGAGAGGUGGGCACAGCCAUGGCAACCCAAACCUCAUGACCCAAGAAGGGUUCUUGCCCUUACUAACCCAUACGGACGCUUUCGACUCGCCUGCUCAGGCUUUCACUUCUGAGGAUGGUGUUCCCAACGCUAGAGGAAGAGUUCUCGGUGGAAGUAGCGCCAUUAAUGCUGGGUUUUACACUAGAGGAGAUACAGAGUUCUUUGAGAAAUCUGGUGGCUACUGGGACAUGAAUCUCGUGAACCAGUCUUACGAGUGGGUCGAGAAGGCUGUGGUCUUUAGGCCCGAUCUCAGGAACUGGCAAUCGGCGAUUCGUGAUGGACUUCUUGAAGCUAAUGUCACUCCUUACAAUGGGUACGAUUUGAAUCACGUAAUCGGAACCAAGAUCGGUGGUUCCACCUUCGAUAGCUCUGGUCGGAGACACUCGGCUGCGGAUCUUCUGAACUACGCAAACCCAUUUAACAUCAGGAUCGCUCUCCACGCGAACGUCGUCAGGGUUAUCGUGGGCUCACGCUCUGUUUCUUCUGGUUCAUUGCCUUCCUCUGCUCCGGCCAAACAGGCAGCAAGCGGUGUCGUUUAUCGGGAUGGAUUGGGGCGGCACCACCGUGCCAUGAUACGGGGGGAUGGGGAAGUGAUUCUUUGUGCAGGGGCCAUUGGCAGUCCUCAGCUUCUGCUUCUAAGUGGCAUUGGCUCACGUGCCUACCUCUCCUCAUGGGGUAUACCUGUAGUUCACCACCUCCCCUAUGUGGGUCAGUUCAUGUAUGACAAUCCCCGCAAUGGCAUCUCAAUUGCUCCACCAUUCCCACUUGAUCAUUCUCUCAUACAGGUGGUGGGCAUUACCAAUUCAGGCAGCUACAUUGAGGCUGCAUCGAACAUUGUCCCUUUUGUGUCGCCACUGCGCCCCAUCUUCCUCCGUGAUCCUUUUUCUCCAGUCUACCUCACUGUUGCCACCAUUAUGGAGAAGAUUUCUGGGCCACUCUCGACUGGGUCGCUCCGUCUUGCAUCAACUGAUGUUAGAAUGAACCCGGUGAUACGGUUUAACUACUUCCAGAACCCGGUGGAUUUGGCGCGGUGCGUGACAGGGAUGCGCAAGAUAGGGGAGGUACUGAGGGGCCGUUCCAUGGAUGGUUUUAGGAUUAGUGGCUUGCUUGGUGAGAGGGAUUUUAGAUAUGUUGGGCCUGCAUUGCCCUUCAAUUUGUCUGAUGAUAGGUUGAUGGGUAAUUUUUGCCACCGAACAGUGGCAACCAUAUGGCACUACCAUGGUGGGUGCCUAGUAGGGAAGGUUGUUGAUCGUCAUUACAGGGUGAUUGGCUUGGAUGGGCUUCGAGUUGUUGAUGGAUCCACCUUCACGGUGUCUCCGGGGACAAAUCCACAAGCAACGCUGAUGAUGAUGGGCCGAUACAUAGGCCUGCAGUUGAUCAGUGACAGAACAACGUAGAUGUAAUGGCUGUUUUUGUGAGGACAAAACUGUUCAUUUCCAUCCAUGGCAUUUUCCUGCGGCUGCUAUUGGCUGCAUCUUGAUUUUUUUUUUUGGCUCCCUUACAUUGGUCUUUGUCUUGUAAAUUUCUGUGGUGCAUAUGAAUGAUGUUUCAACAGAGGAUAAGAUGAACUGCAGUAGUGUAUAAGAACAGAGUAGGAGUAUUGCUUUCUGUCUUGAUUGUUAAGUUCAUUCAUAUUUCAGCUGAAAGAAAUGAACAGUCAAAUGUAUAUUACUCUU